Messenger RNA from Lactuca virosa, 1972 nucleotides. The record is from the annotation of a GenBank genome assembly. NCBI's taxonomy places the organism in Eukaryota, Viridiplantae, Streptophyta, Magnoliopsida, Asterales, Asteraceae.
AUGGAAUAUGACCAAAGACAUAUUUGGGGGCAAAAAGGUCCCACAUCAAGAACUGACACAAACUGGUGUCGGGGAGUUUUUGAAGAAAAAAAGAGUCCCAAGUUUUGUGUGAUGGGUUGUUUGGCAAAGAUUCUUAGGGGGUUUGGUUUGAGUGAUAAAAUCUCAGGGAAACACCAUGGAAGAUAUGGAGAUGAAGAAGGAAUAUUGGAGUCUAAUCCAACAACCAUGGAGAUAUUAUCGGACUUUGAUAGUGAAGAAAUUGAUCGAGCAAUUGCACUUUCCCUUUUAGAAGAAGAUGCAAAAAGCACCAUUUCUUUUGCAGAAGAAGAUAGCAAUGAACAUGAUGAUGAUGAUGAUGAUGAUGAUGAUGAUGAUGAUGAUGAUGAUGAUGAUGAUGAGGAGGAGGAGGAGGAGGAUGGUGAUGGUGAUGGUGAUGACCAUGGAUCAAUUUCAUGUGAAGAAGACGAUGAAAAACAAGCGGGUUCUUGUCUAGAAGAAGAUGGAACGGAAUCGGAAUCAGAUUCCGAUUCCGAAGAAGAUAAAGGAAAAAAAGUAAUUGAUGAUGAUGAUGAUGAUGAUGAUGAUGAUGAUGAUGAUGAUGAUUCUCAUAUAGAGGAAGAUGAAGAGCUUGCCAAGGCUCUUGAAGAAAGUUUGAAUGUGGAUAUUUCACCACCACAGAAUGAUUAUGGAAACGUGAUUCCGCCUUUGUCGUACUCCUAUUCCGGUGGAUACAGGAUAUGUGCUGGUUGCAAUGUAGAAAUCGGCAAUGAGAGAUUCUUAAGUUGCAUGGGAGGAGUUUGGCAUCCCGAAUGUUUUUGUUGUCAUGCUUGCAAUCUACCAAUAUCUGAUUAUGAGUUCUCCAUGUCUGAAAACCGGCCAUUUCACCGAUCAUGCUAUAAAGAACACCAUCACCCAAGAUGUGACGUAUGCAAAAACUUUAUUCCAACGAAUGGAAAUGGAUUGAUUGAAUAUAGGGCGCAUCCUUUUUGGGCACAAAAGUAUUGUCCAUCACAUGAGCAUGAUAGGACUCCUCGAUGUUGUAGUUGUGAAAGAAUGGAGACAAGAGACACGAAAUAUUUGUUAUUAGAUGAUGAUUUUUAUGAAGGAUUGAACAUGAAAAUUGAGCAACAAGUUCCAUUGUUGUUGGUUGAAAGACAAGCUCUAAAUGAAGCAAUGGAAGGCGAAAAAAAUGGUCAUCAUCACAUGCCCGAAACUAGAGGACUCUGUCUAUCAGAGGAACAAACUAUCAGCACUAUAACAAAACGACCAAGAGUUGGGGCAGGACGUUUAAUUGACAUGUUUACAGAACCUUAUAAGCUAAUUCGUCGAUGUGAAGUCACAGCCAUUCUCAUCUUAUACAGUCUUCCUAGGUUAUUGACCGGUUCAAUAUUGGCUCACGAAAUGAUGCACGCAUGGCUCCGGCUGAAAGGGUUCUCUAACAUUCCACCUAACGUUGAAGAAGGAAUCUGUCAAGUUUUAGCUCACAUGUGGUUGGAUUCAGAGAUUAUGGCUGGUUCUGGUAGCUCAAAUAUUGCUUCCAGUUCCGCGUCAUCAUCUUCUUCAUCUGCAACUGUUGCCACGUCAUCAAAAAAAGGAAAAAGGUCUGAUUUUGAGAAGCAACUUGGUGAGUUUUUUAAACACCAAAUUGAAACGGACACCUCAGCAGCUUAUGGUGAUGGGUUUAGAGAAGGGAAUAAAUCCGUGCUUAAAUAUGGGCUUAGAAGCACUCUUGAUCAUAUUCGACUUACCGGAAGAUUUCCCUGUUAGUUUAAAGAAAUAUAAAAAAAAAAAAAAAAAAUUUAUUAGAUGGUGGAAUUAUAGAAUUGUUUACAUACAUUUAUAUAUAUGUAUAGGGAAAAAGAAAGAAUAUAAAUGAAGAAGCAUGUAUAUGUUUUUAUUUUUUUUUGUUGUGUUUAUAGUACAAGACUAUUGUACAAACUUUCUAACGCUUUGAGGAUAAGAAUGUGGAGAG